GCAGAAGAAGAAGAAGAAAGAUUUGCGUCACUAAUCAGAAAAUGUCCCAACAUGAGAGUCCUCAAUCAAAUCCACUCCCACCCGCCCCUCCCUCCGUCGAUGCUUUUGUUUGCACUUUCCAAAUUUCUCUGCUUCGCUGCCUACCGCAAUAUUCAGUACGCGAAGGCGGUGCUUUCUCAAAUUCCGUAUCCAAGUAUAUUCUCCUACAAUACGGUGAUGAGGGGGGUUUUGUUGCAAAACCCAUCUCCAGAACCCAUUUUCUUGUUUAGGAGGUUGGUCCAGAAGAAGUUUUCGAUAUCAAACACCUUUACGUUGGCUUUUAUGCUGAAGUGUUGUUCGUUAUUGCCAGCGUUUGAAGAUGGGAAACAAGUUCAUAAGCACGUGAUUGGAUCUGGGUUGGGUGAUAAUUUGUUUGUUCGGGCCUCGUUGCUCAAUUUUUAUACGAAUUGGGGAGGAAGGUGUUUGAUGAAAUGACUGAGAAGAAUGUGGUGGCGUGGAGUGCGAUGAUUGGGGGUAUCCGAAAGUUGGAUGGUGAAUGAGGCUUUUGGGUUGUUUAGGGAGAUGCAAAAAGGUGGGGUAAACCCGGAUGAGGUGACAAUGAUGAGUGUGAUUUCUGCGUGUGCUAUGACUGCGGCGUUAGAUUUAGGGAAGUGGCUGCAAAAAUACAUUAAUAAGAGAGGGAUAAAAUAUGAUCUUCAGGUGAAUACGGCGCUUGUAAAUAUGUAUGCUAAGUGUGGGUGCGUUGAGCGAAGGAAGUUUUUGAGGCCAUGCCAGUUAAGGAUGCCAAAGCUUGGAGCUCCAUGAUCAUAGGAUUUGCUAUCCACGGCCUCACGAAAGAGGCAUUGGAGACUUUUGCAAAUAUGGAAGAAGCUAAGGUUGAACCUAACCAUGUGACACUUAUCAGCGUGUUAUCAGCAUGUGCUCAUGGUGGCCUAGUUGCUAAGGGGAAAAAGAAUUGGUCCAGCAUGCCUAAAUCUAGGAUUGAACCUUCUAUGGAGCAUUAUGGUUGCAUGGUCGAUCUACUUUGUCGCGCAAAUCAAACUGAAGAGGCUUAUGAAUUUGUUAAGAACAUGCCAACUACCCCAAGUCCUACAAUAUGGCGUACCUUGCUUGUGAGUUGCAAGAAGAACAAGAUGUUAGAGAAAGGUGAAAUUGUAGCAGAGCAGCUUCUUUAGUUAGAGCUACUCAAUGCAGAGAAUUACAUACUAUUCUCAAGCUUGUAUGCAUCAGGAUUGGAUUGGGUGAAAAUGAGCCGUGUUAGGAGGCAAUGAAGGAGAGGGGUAUCAAAGAUGUACCAAGCCACAACUCCAUUGAAAUCAACGGUCAUGUGCAUGAGUUUGUAAUGGUCUCACCCCAAAGCAAACGACAUAAGAAAGGUUUUAUGGGAAGUUUCAGAGAGAGUUCAAGGCAUCGGACAAGAACCUUGGAUCGCAUCUGUAUUGCUGAAUGUGGGUGAUGGAGAAAAACAAGAUGCUCUUUGGGAAUAUAGUGAAAGAUUGGCUAUUGCUUAUGGUCUUUCGAAGACUAAACCGCCUGUAACAAUUAGAGUAGUAAAAAACCUUAAAGUCUGUGUAGACUGUCAUGAAGUGACAAAGACUAUAAGUAAAUUGUAUAAUAGAGAAAUCAUUGUUAGGGACCGGUUUUGAUUCCACAAGUUUGAGAUGGAGUCUGCUUUUCCCGGGACUUUUGGUGAAUUUUAGUGGCUGGACAACCCGGAGAAUCUUGAUUGCCAAGUGAAUUGCGCAUUUCCAUGUCGUCACAAGUGUGAAUUCGUCCAUUUUUGCUCCCCCUUUCAACCACUCUAUCACGACCCAAGCAUUUGGCAAGGGACAUAUU
Messenger RNA from Sesamum indicum (sesame), 1836 nucleotides. RefSeq names its product pentatricopeptide repeat-containing protein At2g02980, chloroplastic. NCBI's taxonomy places the organism in Eukaryota, Viridiplantae, Streptophyta, Magnoliopsida, Lamiales, Pedaliaceae. Gene Ontology annotation, biological process: RNA modification. The record is from RefSeq and is a predicted model, not a curated record. Gene Ontology annotation, molecular function: zinc ion binding; protein binding; RNA binding.